UGUGGCGCCGAGAAAUGGUACCGCUCUUUCCUUCUUAAUCAUGGCAAUUUUGAAUCACUAUAAAGUCCCCCAGCCCUCCCUGUCCUCAAGCCUAAGCAUCUUAAACCUAUUAUUAAACACACGGUAAGCUUUGUUAAAAUAUAUAUAUAUAUAUAUAAAAGCAUCGACGAGGAGACGGAUCGUUUCAGAUUCUAUUUCGCUGAUUUUUUUUUGGGCGGGGGGGGGAGAGGGUAGAGAUGGAGUUUUUUUUGACGAUGGGGAAUUGGGCAUGCGCGGCGUUCACCCCGUUCAUAGCCAUCGUGGAGGCGCUCAUCUACGUCGUCACGGAUUGCUUCGACCAGCGCCCGCCGGCCCUCGUCCACCGCUCUCGCAAGAACACCUUCCAUGACCUCGCCGAUGACUCCCGCUACUUUACGGUGAACGAGGUGGAAGCGUUGUACGAGCUGUACAAGAGGCUGAGCAGCUCCAUCGUUGACGACGGACUCAUCCACAAGGAAGAACUUCGGCUAGCACUUUUCAAGACUCCAUCUGGUGAAAAUCUUUUUCUUGAUAGAGUUUUUGAUCUUUUUGAUGAAAAGAAAAUUGGUGUUGUUGGAUUUGAGGAAUUUGUCCAUGCACUCAGUGUCUUCCAUCCAGAUGCUCCUCAGGAUGACAAAAUUGACUUCGCUUUCAGGUUAUAUGAUUUGAGACAAACUGGGUACAUUGAGCGUGAACAAGUUAAGCAAAUGGUGGUUGCUAUCAUGAUGGAGUCCGAUCUGAAAUUGUCAGACGACCUUCUUGAAGCCAUAGUAGAUAAGACUUUUGCAGAUGCUGAUGCUGACGGGGAUGGUAUAAUUAACAAAGAGGAAUGGAAGAAGUUUGUCGUGCGACACCCUUCUGUUUUGAAGAAUAUGACUCUUCCUUAUCUGAAGGACAUUACCACGGUGUUCCCUAGUUUUGUCUUGAACACUGUGGUGGAAGAUUAAAUCAAGGUGAACCCAAAUCUUGGGUGCAACGAAGAGUAUGACCAUCAUGGAAGGCAUUGGGCACCAUUGAGGGUGCGCUUUCACCCUCCAUAAGCUAUUGAUAAAAAUCAAAGAACUGCCUUUCGGGAAGAUAUCGAUUGAGAUCGGAGCAAUGCACUGCCUAUCUGUUUCUGACCUGCAAGCUGCAUGCCAUGCUUGCCUAAUUGGUUUUACUGUGCUUUACAGUAAAAUGCCACUUCAAUUAUCAUCUGUACAUUAUUUUGUCGCCUAUUUUGUAUCGCAAGGAGCUGAGAAGUUGAGGUAGCACUUGUGAUGAGGGAGGUGGAACGCGUAUCUGCAUAUUGUGCUAGUAGUUUUAACCUCCCACACAAUCAAAAGAAAAAGAAAGAAAGAAAAAAAAAGAACUUUUGCUGUCUCGGAUUUUAUGCCCUUUCCUGGUCAUGUGCUUUAUUUUCCUCUGUGUCGCUUUUAAUAUUUGCGAUGUUUUAAGCCUUGGCUUUAAAUCAUUUGUUUCAGA
Elaeis guineensis (African oil palm) is the source of this 1482-nucleotide messenger RNA. Its product is annotated as calcineurin B-like protein 9. Gene Ontology annotation, molecular function: kinase binding; calcium ion binding. NCBI's taxonomy places the organism in Eukaryota, Viridiplantae, Streptophyta, Magnoliopsida, Arecales, Arecaceae. The record is from RefSeq and is a predicted model, not a curated record. Gene Ontology annotation, biological process: calcium-mediated signaling.